Messenger RNA from Chironomus riparius, 1167 nucleotides. The record is from the annotation of a GenBank genome assembly. Lineage: Eukaryota; Metazoa; Arthropoda; Insecta; Diptera; Chironomidae.
GUUUAUUCUCAAAAGUGAAUUGUAAUUCUAUUAAAAAAGUUGAUUUUAAAAUGCAAUUAACAAUGUCACGCGAUAAAAAGCAAUGGAUGGAAUUUCUGAGAACAGAAAGUGACUACAUGACGUUCUUAUUGGAAGCAUUUGAAAUUCCAGAGACUGUAGAAAACGAAUCAGAUGAAGAAUAUCUAUUGGAAGUGCCACACAAGAAGCCAAGACUGAUGAAUUCAGAGAAUGAGCCAGCAUUAACUGCCGAGGAAUUAGAAGAAAGGGCAAAUAAGAUGAAACGAAAAGUUGAGAUCCGAGAGAACUUAAAAAAGAAAAAAACUAAGCCUAAGACCAGCACAAAAGCAGAAAGAAAGAAGGCUAAGGAAGAGAAGCUUCAAAAGUUACAGAAAAUGCAGAAUUUAAAGAAUGUUAUGGCCAAUGAAACAAUGAAAAAGAAUCCAAAAGUUGAUAAGAAAAUCAAGCCAGAUCCAGACCAACAAACUAAUGGAACUGCUGAAAAAGUGUUCAAUAAAGAAGGCAAAAUUAUCUUCUCGAAAGUUCAAAUUGAAGGCGAGAAAAAGAAAAUUAAGAAAGGACAUAACACAAAUCCUCAAGCAAAUCUACAGAAAUUAAAAUCACAAAAGAAAAAGAUUAAGGAACUGAUUGAGUCAGGUGAUAAGACACAGGCAAAAACAGAGAAACAAAAAAUGUUAUGGGAGGCAGCAUUCGAUAAAACGGAAGGCAUCAAAGUUAAGGACAAUGAAGAGAUCCUCAAGAAAACAAUCAAGAAGCGCAAAGUCUUGAAAAAGAAGUCAAAAGAACAGUGGACGGAACGUAAAAAGAAGAUUGAAGAGAAGCAAGCCUCACAAAGUAAGAAACGUGAGGACAAUCUUAAUAAACGCAAGACAGACAAUAAGAAGACGAAAUUGAAAAAGGCGAUUAACAAAGGACGAGUUUUUUGAGGCAUCGCUGACUAUAUCACAUGAAUGAACUAAACGACGAAGGUCAGUUAAAGAAUUAAAAGUCGAUUUCAAAGUUAUUUGUUAAGGAUAAAGUCUUCAACUUGAUAUAUAAUCUAUUUUCUUGUACAUUUAUGUAUAAAUAAAUGAAAUGGAAGCGAUAAAUUGUUCUAUAAAUGAAUUAAGGUCUUCUUGUUCCUUAGAAUGAGAUAAUAUAAUGAUUCAA